Molecule: messenger RNA, 579 nt
Organism: Pantherophis guttatus
Lineage: Eukaryota; Metazoa; Chordata; Lepidosauria; Squamata; Colubridae
Gene: SPATA45
Product: spermatogenesis associated 45
Source: RefSeq, a predicted model, not a curated record
AGUGAAAAGUGGCCGUUUCUCAACAUCUAUUAAAACUUGGGAACUUCCAUUUCGGUGAAAAAAAAAGCAUAGGAAAUUGUCUCAUGGUAACAAGAAGCACAUUUCACUAUCAUGGCUGAAAGUGUGAAAAAGCGCUUGCUUGAAUAUAAUAAGAUGAGGGAAUCAAAAUGCUUGCUAGAAGGAAGGAGUGAAAUUUCUUGGCUAAGGCCCCAGAAAAAACAUUUUCCUCAAAGUAAUCGGGCUUCAGUAGAGAACUACAAAGAAGAAAAACAGGAGGUUGACAGUGGCAGGACAUCCUGGAUAAAAAUUACUCCUCCUCCUAAAGAAAAAAGGCAUUUUCCUGAAAAAAACAAUGCUAUUUUUGGAUGAGGUCUCAUUAGAAGCAGUUUUUCUGCUGAAGUACUGAAGUUGUGUGCAUUUUGCCUAAUAGAAAAAACAACUGUAUUGUCUGUGUGUACACAUGUACACAUACAUACACAAAUAUUCAUUCUUGAGAAUGAACUUCGCUACACGAUUAUGGUUAAUUUUUAAAAUGGAUUUGUAUGGAUUAUACAAAAUAAAACAGUAUGCUGAAAUAAA